AUGCCUCUGUUAAAAGUUGGGGGGAUCGACAUUAACUUUCCGUUUACUCCCUACCCAUGUCAGUUAGAUUACAUGAAAAAAAUGGUGGAAUGCUUACAAACGGGAGUAAAUGGUAUAUUAGAAAGUCCAACUGGUACUGGUAAAACAUUAUGUUUAUUAUGUUCAUCAUUAGCUUGGUUACAGAACCAAAAAGCUCAUGUUCAGAUGAAUAAAGAACAGGGUUUAGUUCCAUUGAUAAAUGAUAAAGAAAAUAUAACUGAUAAUUUUAUGAAGAAAUUGGCAGAUAGUCUUCAACAAUCAGCUGCUGUUCCUAAAAUUAUCUAUGCAUCAAGAACACAUUCUCAGCUGUCACAAGCUGUACAAGAAUUAAAGAGAACUAGCUAUAAUAAUAUGAAAGCAGCUGUUAUAGGAUCUAGAGAACAGUUAUGUAUCAAUGAAACAGUGAAAAAAGAAGUUAAUAAUGCUGCCAAGGUACAUAUGUGUAGAGCUAAAGUCUCAGCAAGAAAAUGUCAUUAUUAUAAUACAUUAGAAGUAAGAAGUAUAGUAGGAGAUGUAGUUGAUAUAGAAGAUUUAGUAAGACGUGGUGAAAAAUCAAAGGUAUGUCCAUACUAUCUUGCCAGAGAAUUAAAAACUGAUGCUGAUAUAAUAUUCAUGCCAUAUAAUUACUUACUUGAUCCAAAGUCUAGAAGAGCAAAUGGUGUAGAGUUACAAGGAAAUAUUAUUAUUUUUGAUGAAGCUCAUAAUCUUGAAAAGAUUUGUGAAGACAGUGCUUCUUUUGAUUUAAGUUCAGUAGAUAUAGCUACAGCUAUGGAAGAAGUUACUAAAUUAAUGGAGAAGUUGGUAGAUUUGGCGGCAAUGGAAGAUCAAACAAUAGGUGGUGAUGAUGAUGUUACAUUAGGUAAUGAUUACAGUCUUGUCUCUGCCAUGGUUUUUUCAGGAACAUUGAAAGAUUUUGAAGAAAAUUUAGAUGCAGUAACAAUACCUAAAGAUGGUUUAACUAAACCAGGCUCGUAUAUAUUUGAACUAUUGGCUGGUGUUGGUAUAACGUAUGAUAGUAAAAAUAUCAUUAUAGAUUUACUCGAGAAAAUAGUAGCCUAUCUUACUAAUUCUAGUAGUGGUUUACAUACGAAGGGAGCUGGAAUCUCAAAAUAUACUGAUUCUCUCAAGAAAGUUUUCAGUCAAGAAAUUGGUAGUAAUAUGUCUAUAUUACAACAUCAAGAGGCUGUCACACAGUCAUUUAAGGUACACAUACAUCAAAAAGAAAAGGAAAAUAAUAAGAAGAAAAUUGAUUCUUGGGCAACAAAUGGGAAUGCUGAUAAAAAAGAAAGGAUACUAAGUUUUUGGUGUUUUAGUUCUGGACAGACUAUGAAAGAAUUAAAAGCUCAUGGUGUUAAAUCUAUUAUAUUAACUAGUGGUACAUUAUCACCCAUAUCUUCUUUUACCAUGGAAAUGCAAAUACCAUUUCCAGUAACAUUAGAAAACCCACAUGUUAUAGAAGAACAUCAAGUGUGUGUUUGUACAUUAAAAGUUGGUCCUGAUAGCUAUAGGUUAAAUUCUAGUUAUAAUCAUAGAUUUGAGCCAAGAUAUUUAACAUCACUUGGUAAUGCUAUAGUGAAUUUUUCAAGAAUAGUUCCAAAUGGUUUAUUAAUAUUCUUCCCAUCCUAUACAGUUAUGGACAAAUCUGUUGAAUUUUGGCAGGGUAAUAAUAUAUGGGAUAGAAUUACACAAUAUAAACCUAUCUUUGUUGAACCUACCAAUAAAAGAGGGUUUGUUGAGACUAUUGAUGAAUUUUAUGAAAAGGUCAAUGAUCCCAGUAAAAAUGGUGCAAUAUUUAUGGCUGUGUGUAGAGGAAAGGUUAGCGAAGGGUUAGAUUUUGCAGAUACUAAUGGUAGAGCAGUACUAAUAACUGGUAUACCCUAUCCACCAAUGAAAGAUCCCAAAGUGAUUUUAAAAAGACAGUUUCUAGAUGAAAUGGUGCGGAAAGGAAAUAAAAAUAUGUUAAUUGGUCAGAAAUGGUAUACACAACAAGCAACAAGAGCUGUCAAUCAAGCUAUAGGACGUGUUAUCAGACAUAAACAAGAUUAUGGUGCUAUAAUACUCUGUGAUGAAAGAUUUGCUAGGAAUGAAUCAAUACAACAGUUACCAGUCUGGGUACGACCCUAUGUCAAUAAUUUUGAUAACUAUGGUAAAGCUCAGGGAUAUCUAUUAAGAUUUUUCAAAACAGCUGAAAGCAAGGUAAGGUUAUAG
Molecule: messenger RNA, 2247 nt
Organism: Lottia gigantea (owl limpet)
Lineage: Eukaryota; Metazoa; Mollusca; Gastropoda; Lottiidae
Exons: 23
Coding region: 1-2247 (748 amino acids)
Biological process (GO): negative regulation of t-circle formation; regulation of double-strand break repair via homologous recombination; telomeric loop disassembly
Cellular component (GO): nucleus
Molecular function (GO): hydrolase activity, acting on acid anhydrides, in phosphorus-containing anhydrides; DNA helicase activity; DNA polymerase binding
Source: RefSeq, a predicted model, not a curated record